This is a messenger RNA of Myxocyprinus asiaticus (Chinese sucker), 1689 nucleotides long. Its product is annotated as homeobox protein Hox-D9a-like. The transcript is spliced from 2 exons. Lineage: Eukaryota; Metazoa; Chordata; Actinopteri; Cypriniformes; Catostomidae. The record is from RefSeq and is a predicted model, not a curated record. Gene Ontology annotation, molecular function: DNA-binding transcription factor activity, RNA polymerase II-specific; RNA polymerase II cis-regulatory region sequence-specific DNA binding. Gene Ontology annotation, biological process: anterior/posterior pattern specification; proximal/distal pattern formation; regulation of transcription by RNA polymerase II. Bases 71 to 859 code for a protein of 262 amino acids. Gene Ontology annotation, cellular component: nucleus.
ACUAUGAUUGUGCAGAGGCAAGGUUUCCGUUAGAGAGUAACGUUUAUAUGAGUUCGAAGAUAUACGAAAAAUGUCGACUAGUUCAGCUCUGGGCAGCUAUUAUGUGGACUCUAUGAUAGGGCUCGAGGCGGAGGAUGUGUACGGAGCGCGUUAUGUCCAGGGUUCACACACCGCGCCCGCGAGGCCGUCAGGUGUGGGGGAAAAUGCGGAUUUCUCCUCGUGCAGCUUCGCUCCCAAGUCAGCCGUGUUCCCUGCGUCCCGGUCUUCGGUUCAUCAACCCUCUACUGCUGUGUCCGGAAUUUACCAUCCUUACGUUCACCAGACCCAUCUGACAGACAACAGAUACGUCCGCUCCUGGAUAGAUCCUGUAUCAAACCAUAUCUCUUUUUCCGGUUUCCACACCAACAGUCGGCAGAGCGGGACAAAAACUGAAAGUUUACCCUCGAAAAGGGCUGAAAGCGGAGAGUUUGAAGCGGAGACACCAGUAGCUCCUGAGUUCAGCUGCAGUGCUGGAUCCGACUGCGUUGACAAAGCUACUGAAGAAACAGAUGGCAAUGAUAUUUCGAGUCACGGUAAGGCGAAAGACGAGAAACAACAACAACAAGUUGACUCAAGAAACCCUGCAGCAAACUGGAUCCAUGCACGUUCAACAAGAAGAAAACGAUGUCCGUACACCAAAUAUCAGACACUGGAACUGGAAAAGGAGUUUCUUUAUAACAUGUAUUUAACGAGGGAUCGCCGCUAUGAAGUUGCACGAAUCCUGAAUUUAACGGAGAGGCAGGUUAAAAUCUGGUUUCAGAACAGAAGAAUGAAAAUGAAGAAGGUGAACAGGGAGAGAAGCAAUAAAGACCUUCAAUGAAAAGCGUAAUACUUUGCUUGGUUUAAGAUGCAAAUUUUGUUUUUGUGUUCUUUUUAGUCUCUUUCAGUUAGAAUUCACGACUGAAUUAUCCAGUAUUGCACCGGCAUAUUGGGUACAUAUGUCUGAUACAAAAAAGCUACUAUUUGUGUGACCUUGAAAUUGGGAAUUUCGUGCUAAUUUUACGCACAAGGUUUGCUGAAAUCAUAUAUUUUAAUUAUAAAAUAUAGACGUUUGGCUUUGAACGCCUAAAACGGGUUUCUCUGCAACCUGGUGGAUUAGUUUAUUAAAGCUCUGAGAAUCAAAAAAAUGUUUUACGUGUCGUGUACCCUAAAAGGCAGUAUAAAAUAGUUAGCCUACAUAUCCCAACUCAAAAAAUCAUAAUACUUAAAUUAGGAUAGAGUUCGUGGUCUUAUAGUUCGGGAAUUAUUCGGCUGGUCUCUUUGUCCAUAAUGCAUGCAAACUCAACACUCCACGCUCGUCCAUCCACAUUACAUUUCUGCUUGUCUUUAAUUUUAUUUUUUUAAAUGGAAUUUAAGUCAGAGAAUCUCAUCUUGUAUAUAUUGUCACUUGCGUGUGGUAGAUGCAUCUAGAAGGCCUAAGGUAUGAAGUAAACGAAUUUAUUAAUUGUAGUGUAUCUUAUUCUGCCAUUGUGAAGCCUCGUUCUCGUCUCCAAUGCUGUAUAGUGGAUUUGCUGUCGAGUACUCAAAUCGUGAAUUUACUGGGUCAGGUUGUGAAAGAAUGUUUCUUUUCUAAACCAAUUUUUACAAAUAAAUUGCUAGUGUGACUUAGACUGAAAAAUGUGCUUAUUUACAGAUAAUUUGCAGCACUGA